Molecule: messenger RNA, 5427 nt
Organism: Thunnus maccoyii (southern bluefin tuna)
Lineage: Eukaryota; Metazoa; Chordata; Actinopteri; Scombriformes; Scombridae
Product: integrin alpha-5-like
Exons: 30
Coding region: 191-3358 (1055 amino acids)
Biological process (GO): angiogenesis; integrin-mediated signaling pathway; cell-cell adhesion
Cellular component (GO): integrin complex; external side of plasma membrane
Molecular function (GO): integrin binding
Source: RefSeq, a predicted model, not a curated record
UCUCUCUCUCUGUAUUGCCUUUCUUCACUUUUCACCAUUCACUCUCAGGAUAAGCACACUGGAUCUGAAGGAAACUAUUCAAGACACCAAUUUAUGAUUACGACCCAAACUGUCCUACAUAAGGAACAGCACGGAUGAUGCGUUUUGCGCUGCAGCCAUUCAAUGAAAGAAGAGACGCACAAAAAAAGAGAUGGGCACCGUUCCUGGACUUCCACUUACCCGGUCAUGGGGAAAAUGUUGUCAUCACACCGUGCUGGUUGUACCUGUAGUGGUGGCGGUUCUGCUCCAGCUUUGCGCUGCUUUUAACUUGGACACGGAGAAACGCGUCGUUUUCACCGGACCACAGGGGAGUUAUUUCGGCUAUUCUGUGGAGUUCUUCAGUAACUCAUCCAGUAUCAGCAUUUUGAUCGGCGCUCCAAAAGCCAACACCAGCCAGCCCGACAUCACAGAAGGAGGAGCUGUGUACUUGUGCCCCUGGAGCCAAACUAACUGCAGUAUUAUCAACUUUGACAAGCAAGGUGAUCGAUAUUUUUUUAUAAAUGAAGUGAACACUCAGGUUGAGUUCAAGUCCCAUCAAUGGUUUGGAGCUACUGUGCGUUCCCAUGGCAACAGUGUCCUGGCCUGUGCUCCCAGGUAUUACUGGAGGACCGAACACGACACACCCUUCGCCGAUGUUACAGGAACCUGCUACCUCUCUGACGAUGGUCUCAAAACAUUUGUGGAGUACGCUCCCUGCCGAACUGAAAGACAUGGACCUGCUGGACAGGGCUAUUGUCAGGGGGGAUUUAGUGCUGACUUCACCAAGAGCGGACGAGUUGUGCUUGGAGGACCAGGCAGCUUUUACUGGCAAGGUCAGCUGAUUUCAGCCACCACGGAGGAGAUUGUGAAGGCCUACUACCCCUCUUACUUUCUGCUGUCAGUUGCCGGGCAGAUUCAGACACGACAGGUGCACGGGAGCUAUGACGACAGUUACCUGGGUUACUCUGUGGCUGGCGGCGAGUUCAGUGGGGAUGAUGAUGAAGAUUUCAUCACAGGAGUCCCAAAAGGCCUCAUGCUGUAUGGUUUAGUGUCCAUAUUAAAUGGAAGGGAUCUGAAGUCUAUGCUCAACUUGACAGGGGAGCAGAUGGGGUCCUACUUUGGCUAUGCAGUGGCAGCCACGGACAUCAACAAUGAUGGUCUGGAUGAUCUGGUGGUGGGUGCUCCAAUGUUUAUGCGUCGAGGGUCCAAUGGACGUCUGGAGGAGCUGGGUAAGGUGUAUGUGUACCUCCAGAAGGGCCCUCUGCUGCUGGAGCCCAGCCAGUCCCACCUCCUUGGUCGGCAGGCAUUCAGCCGGUUUGGCAGCUCGCUGGCUCCCUUGGGUGACCUCAACCAGGAUGGAUUCAAUGACAUGGCUAUCGGCUGUCCUUACGGAGGAGACGACCAGCAGGGACUGGUUCUCAUUUAUAACGGUCAUGCUGGAGGACUAAAGGACACGCCCACUCAGACUCUCGCUGGCCAAUGGGCUUCCAGCUCUUUCCCAGCCAGUUUUGGCUUUGCUCUCCGAGGCAACAGAGAUCUGGAUCAAAACGGCUACCCAGAUCUGAUUGUUGGUGCUUUUGGGGCUGACAAAGCCGUGCUAUACAGAGCUCGGCCAAUAGUGAGUGCAAGCGCCUCUCUCACAGUGCAGCCAACCAUGUUCAACCAGGAAGAGAAGACUUGUGAGCUGUCCACUGGGAAUGAAACCAUUGCUGUGUCCUGUGUAAGCAUCGGUUUCUGCCUGCUGGCUAAUGGGAAGCACCUCCCCUCUCAUCUAGGCUUUGUAGUGGAGGUUCAGUUAGACAGUGUGAAGCAGAACCAGAAAGAGUCCAUCAGGAGGACUCUGUUCCUGGACAGCCAGCAGCCCAGUCUGGUGAAGAACUUCAGCCUCGCCAACGGAGAACGCUCGUGCCAUGAAACCAAGAUCUAUCUCCGGGGUGAAGAGGAGUUUCGGGAUAAACUCUCUCCCAUUUACAUCAGCCUGAACUUUAGUCUGGAUCCUCAAGCCCCAGCGGAUCAACAUGGUCUCAGACCUAUCCUGAAUUAUCAGACAGAACAGCUUAUAGAACAGAAGGCCCAGAUUCAGCUCGACUGUGGAGAGGACAACAUCUGCGUCCCUGACCUGAAGUUGGCUGUUAAUGGUGACAGAACGGAGGUUUACCUGGGUGAUGAAAACUCCUUGAGCCUGACCUUCAACGCCAGGAACGAGGGAGAGGGAGGAGCGUACGAGGCCGAGCUCUAUGUGGUGCUUCCCCCGGAGGCCGACUACAGCGGGAUAGCACGCAACAAUGUGAGCCUGACUCAGCUGACGUGCAGCUAUGAGGCAGAAAACCAGACCCGCUAUCUUUUGUGUGAUCUUGGAAACCCCAUGAAGCCGGGUACCAGUUUAUGGGCUGGCCUCCGGUUCACUGUGCCAAGACUGAAGGAUACUCACAAAACUGUACAGUUUGAGCUCCAAAUACGAAGUAAAAAUGCAAAUAACUCAGAGAGUGAAGUGGUGUUGUAUGAGCUGGAAGUGGCUGCGAUGGCUGAUGUCAUUCUGCAGGGUGUUUCUCGGCCAGACAAAGUCAUCUUUCCCCCUCCCAACUGGACUGCUAGUCAGACUCUGAUGGAAGAGCAGGACGUCGGCCCAGAGCUUCAGCAGGUCUAUGAGUUGGUGAAUAACGGUCCAAGUGUGGUCAGCCAGUCCACAUUAGAGGUGAGAUGUCCUCUGAGGGCUCAUGACCAUGAGCUGCUCUAUCCUGUGGAAAUGAUCACUGAGGGGCCGCUCAGCUGCUCCUCCAAACACACCUUUAAUGCACUAAAGCUCAAGCUCCAGCCUCCAGCAACAGAGAAUCCCACGUCACUGAAAUCCAGCACUGAACACCACAUCCAGAGGAGGGAGGUGAACAGAGAUCCUCUGGCUGAACAAGGAAACCUGACCUGCUCCGCAGUGGAGUGCUGGCAGCUGCAGUGUAAUGUUGGGCUGCUGGAGAAAGGAGCCAGUGCGAUCCUGACUGUUCGCUCCAGACUCUGGGCUGAAACCUUCAUUGAGAGGCCCUAUAAGCAGUUUGUUCUGGAGUGCUCUGUUCAGUACAAGGUGGACAAGAUGCCUUAUUCUAUUCCUCCUAAAAACAAGCCAUCGGGAUCCAAAAAGGUGGUGACGGCUGUGAUGUGGAACAAGCCGGACAGUCUGUUCCAUGUUCCUGUGUGGAUCAUUAUCCUGGCUGUUCUAGCUGGACUUCUAUUACUCUCCCUGCUCAUAUAUCUACUGUACAAGAUGGGCUUCUUUAAAAGGUCAGAUCCGUAUGGUACAACCAUGGAGAAGGCCCUGCUCAAACCCCAGGCGUCCUCUGAAGCCUAGCUCCAACACGGAGCCUCCCCUGCAGCUGUUCCACAGAACUGGAAUUAUCGUCACAUUCCUAAAUAACAAAACUUGCUCAUCAUAAGCAGGCAACCCAUUUAUGAAGGGACAAAUAUGGGUGCUGCAUCACUGGAAUACAUCAUAUCUGAUGCUGCACUAAAAUGCCAAAGCAGGAAAAACUACGAGGGCCAUGCAGUUGAAUAUGCACUGCUGUUUUGGACAUUAAUUUAUACAAUCAGAGCAGGAUUUAUGAAGCUUCUGCAGAAAAAGCAACAAGGACUUGAUUCAUUGAAGCUCAUCCCUGUGGAAAAAUGUUUCUUUGGAAAAUAGUCCUCGGUGUGUUGAACAGGAAAAGAUUAAGAUUUAACAGCCUGUAUCAGUCCAGGAAAACAAACGCACCUCCAACAAAAGGCACUAAUGCGACGGUAUUCCUUAUUCUUAAAAGGUGUAUAUUAAGCCAUGUUUGCAAUCCCAGUGUUUGAUAUUUCUUGAGGUUUCCUGCUUUUGUAUGUUCUAUACACCAGUUGUUAUUUAUGGCACAGUGUUUUCCUAUUGAUUGUUGAAUGUUGUACUGUACUGUCUGCAGGACAAUCCUGAUCAAACUGCAAUGUUUAACUUGAAUUAUUCCUCUCCCAUAUUGGGAGGUAUUUUGUGUAUGAUGUCAUGUAUGUAAUGUAUUCAUUGUGUUAUGACCCAUUGGUGUUGUGGCCCAGAAUAAAGCCUAAUUUUGUAUACUCACCCAAAAUGUCGAUGUGCCAGCUAUGAGCAAACAAAACCCCUUGAUAUUGACAUGAGAUACUGUAUGUGGGCAAUAGACCAGUGCACUGUUCAAUGAAAAACUGACCAGUACAUCACAAAGACCCAGCUACCACAAGAUCAACAUGUCAGCAUCCAGAUUUAGAGUCUUUUGAGUUGAUUCAGUUUUUCACAGUACGUAAAGAAACAAAGUGGAAAGAACACUUCACAUUUUGAGAAUUUUUAUUUAUAUGACUUAACAGCUCAAUCUAAAAAAAUGCAGUUUUCCAUUGAGCCACAGGCAUUCAGUGGUCUAUUACCUCCCUCUGCAGGUGACAUCUGUUACUACCACUAUACAGGGCCUGUCCUCUGAUGCCUUCAGGUGCCAUCACAAAUAUUAGAGGUUUCCAGUUUCCACAUCACACUUGUGUAAACUGCAUAUUUGACCACAGUUGGCCUCCAAACUAGUUGUGAUGUCACAAAAUCAUUCUCAUAUGGACACAGAAACUUUCUUCAUCAAAUGAAUGCAAAAAACAGUCUUCUAGUGUCAAGUGAAGUAACAAUAACCAAAACAGUUUUGAAUAAAGGGGGACUUAAAGUGAUUUCUCCUCUUAAUGACCCAUCCUGGACUUUCAUGACAAAAAUCAAUUAUUAAAGAAGUGAUUGGUUGAGACUUUUUUUUUCAGAGUUCUUAAUUAUAUCUUAUAUCAGUGUGGUACAGCCUUCUACACCUUGUAGAGAGAAAUAUAUAUAAAAGAUACUGUAUAAAGAGUGAGUAAAAUGAAUCAUCUUUGAACUAUUAAAUAAGUCAUUUUGCAACUUUGUUUGUUUUGCUAAUAUCAUCAUUAAUUAUUAACUUACCUUUGAUAAGUAAUUCCUUUAGUGCAUUCUGGGUCUGCCUCAGGGUCUCAAGGUUAGAGGUUCCCAGGAGACCUCUACAGAGAGGUGUUGAGAUAUUUCAUGACUGAAAUUCCUCAACUGGCUCCGUUCAACAUGAAGGAGCAGCAGUAAAGUGUGAAGUCACCUGGAAUCUCACCAGGAAAGCAUGAUGGACCACACCAACCGCGGACAAAAAGCUGAAAAAGGUUCCACUCAUUUCUAUACUAUACAAAGCUUUCAGGGAUUUUAAUCUGCACGGUCAUUGUCCCACUCAUGUGUGACUCCAAUCAGCAUAGAGAUCCUCACUGACUGCUGAAUGAUUAAAUGAAUGUAUUAAUAUGUAUUAUAUUUAGGUAGAGGCCCUUCAUCCAUCACCCAUCAGGCCCUCUAGGUUCUGUCUUCUCCCUGUGCAUUUUACUUUAUCUUUCGUUUUUGCGUUCUUUUUGUUAAUGUGU